GGUGUAACUGUGUUAAAACUCCCUCCUCCUCAGUUCGGCAAGAUCCACAAACCAUGGCGGGCUCAUCAAAAUCUCUUCUUCCACCCGCGUCAAUGUUUUUGCUUGUAUGGAUUCUUUCGUUCUGCUUACUGUCCUGCAAUGGCCAAGCACCCGCACAGCCCACUCUGGGUGAACUUACUACAACAGUACAACAACUUCUCGACAGAUUCAACAACUUUCAGACAUAUGUUGAACAUGAAAUUAACAAACUGUGGACGGCAUUAAAAUCAACUGGGCCUAAUGGAUAUGUACACCCAGUCGACCUUCAACCCACCAAGGCAAAGGUCGAGGUCAACGCUGCCAAGGAUAGCGCCACUUACACAAUUGAAUACAAAGCCAUUAAGGAACCACGAGUUAUCUGGAGAGUUAAUACAGAACCUGCAGGUAACAGCAAAGCGCAAACGAAUCUCAAAGACACACCGGGCUCGCUAGAUGGCGCUAUUAGCGACGAAGGCAUCAUCACCAAGGUCUUCAGGAACGGGAUGGGGAAGACCACCCUCCGUAUCCACCCUUCCAAGGAGAUUGUCGCCUCCGUCAUCGUCGACCACGUCACCUUCGUCCUCAGCUUCAGACCAAACCCCAACAAAACCGCCGAAGUCGUCCUCCGCCCCACCAACUUCGACGUCGACACCGGCCCCCACGGCAGCUUCAACUACUUCAAGAAGAAGGCGAUGCAGAUAACAGUAUCCUCUCCCAAGUUCUACCCCGGGUUCACCUCCCCCAAUGAUUACCAGUGGAGCUUCUGGAUGGCCAACACUACCGCCUCACCCCCAGUCAUAGAGGAGUACCCCCAGUGGAGAGAGAUCCAAGGCGGCGUGGUCAGGGUGGGGCCCAUCAGAACCCUGAAGAAGAACGACAUAGGGUCUGAACUAAAGAUUACCUAUGAACUGAUGACGGACAAAGGGGACUAUGAUGGCAUCCUCAUCUUCUCUAAAUAUUACACGGCUACAGAGCGGGAUUCAGUCCUCACUGGGCUCACAGAGAUGAGAUAUGUAUUUGUUCAUCGCUCAGACAGAUUCGACCCCUUCCCGAAAGGCUUCAUCGCCUUUGUACGCCGUGACCCGCCUCUCAAGCCCUGCAUCUCCAACCAGACUUGUUCUAUAGCCUGCCACGCUGUUGGUGUUGUCCCAGAACGCAUCCGAUUGUACAAGGUUCAGAUUGACAAGUCCCUGAUGGAGGUGAAGCUGCCGAAGUUGGAGGUGCGCGAGCCGUACAUGCUUUACAACCACUACGGUAUCAAACAGAUGAUGGAGGAGGAUGAGGGGGAGUAUGUAUGCGUGGCCUUCAGCGGCACCAAACACACGGAGAUGAGAACGACGUUAUUACUCAGCGAGCCCGUGGAGUACGUCAACAGCUCUUCCGGCGUCGUGUACGGACAAGAGUCGGUGACUGUGACAUGUGCCGCUAGGGGGCGCCCACUUCCCCACGUGACAAUGUUCGAGAACUACGCCUACCAGAACGAGAUCAACACCAUGCCGCCAUAUUACAGAGUCGAGCGAACCGUCAGCCGAAUUCGUGGCGAACACAUCGCUACCAUGACAGUUAUAAUAAACCGCCAGUAUAUGCCUGUUCAUCUGUGGAGAAUCAUAUGCAUGUUUGAUAACCCGUUCCAACUCUCCGCCACUGACUUCGAAAUUAAGACCAACGCUCCCGGCCCUCUGAUGGGACCCCGCCCAACCUGGGGCAAUCCAGUCCAACCCCCAAGGACUGUGUAAUGUCGGCACAGGGAACAACAGUUUCUUUAGAACGGGAUAAUCAAUACUUCACGGACUUGUAUACACGACGAUCCUUCAACGCCUGUCAAUACACACGACCGAUUUGAGGUGCAGUGGUCACACACACCUAUUUCAAGUCAAGCAAUAGAAUGAUAGGCCUUGUGCGGAUGUCAAAUGAGCGCUACUCCGUGUAUGAAUGUUGUCAGGAAUACACGCUGGUUUGAUCUGCAUUCGUCACCCCUCGCCCCUUUCCGUAACUGCUAUUCGGCUUGUCCCGGAAUAACACGAUUUGGUCACGAAUGGUUUGAUCUGGUCUGCAUCCAGUCGGUUGAUUGGUUGGUUAAAAAUUUAGACACACUGCAAGACGGUUGUGUGUAUUCAUGGGUUAGAGAGGAACGUAGUGUACAUAAGCCAGUGAAGCAAGGACGAUAGAAACUGUCUGCAAUAUAUUUGUGACCAUUGCCUGAAGUUUCUGUCCAUGAACCACCUCAGGGCAUGGAGAUUGACACACGUUGGAUUGGGUUGGUUAGAAAUACGAAAUCAAACUUGUUUUCGUACAGGACUUAGAUUAACACGAUAACUUUAAAACGGUCACUUGAAUUUAUUUAUUGUUCUUUAUCUAAAAAAAACAACUAGAUAAUUAAAACACACUACUUCACAUUGGUUAUACAUUCAUUGCCCUGUGUAGCAUGCUUCCAUGUUAAAUAUUGAUGUCUUGUGGUGUUCUGUGUACAUAUAUUGAAAAAAUUAAAAGCAUUCGUGUCAUUUGUUAAUCAAAAACACACAUUUAAUGUAAUAGCGUUAUCUUAUGAAAAAUAAAAGGCAUGGGGCGAUUACUUA
Haliotis rufescens (red abalone) is the source of this 2594-nucleotide messenger RNA. RefSeq lists its product as uncharacterized. The coding region runs from base 54 to 1754 and encodes 566 amino acids. The transcript has 7 exons. Lineage: Eukaryota; Metazoa; Mollusca; Gastropoda; Lepetellida; Haliotidae. The record is from RefSeq and is a predicted model, not a curated record.